CGUGCAGAGAGAAGCUAACAAGUAGGAGGUAUUAGCAGUAUUUUUGUAUUCGGAUAGACAAGAUAUUUUUACUUAAUGUACUACUUAUAGUUGAAAGAUUUGUACCUGCAGUCAUUGUACUUGUAGUAGCAGAGGGUAUUAUAUUUAUUGUUUUAAUGGUGCCCAUAUAUCUGUCAUUUUUGCACAUAUUGUAAAAACUGUCCUUUGGCAUUUGUAAUAUAUUGAAAAGUAGUGUUAAAAUUAGUUAUAGUUUUAAGAAAGAUUUACAGUCAACGUGAAUGUCAGUUACUCAAGUAGUUAAAGUAAAACGUUAUAAUUUGAAGUAUUGCAGGUGUAAAGUGAAGAAAAAAAACUGAAAACAGUAUAAGUAAGGAAAAUGCAGGACUACGAGGAGUCAGUGUCGUUCCUGGGGACCUGGGGCCCAUUCCAGAAAAGAGUCUUCUUCCUGCUCUGUCUCACCUCAAUCCCAGGGGGAUACAACCUCCUGUCCGUCAUAUUCCUGUUGGCUACGCCAUCACACCACUGCCACAUCCCCACCCAUAGCAACCUGAGCCAGGACUGGAGCGAAGCCAGCAUUCCAGUACAGAUGGCAGGAGGGCGUCCAGAGAGGAGCAGUUGUAGCCGGUAUGAGCUGGACCUGGUGCAGAACCUGUCUGCAAUGGGAAGCACACCUACUCUGAACUGGAUCAUUAACCUGUCAAGUCCAGAGGUCCUCGUUUCAAGCCUGAAGAGGGAGGGCUGUAAAGAUGGAUGGACCUACAGUACUGAGCACUACGACUCUACUGUAGUCAGUGAGUUCGACCUGGUGUGCAGUGACCAGUGGAAACAGCCUCUGACCUCGCUUUUCUACUUCCUAGGAGGACUCUUUGGAUGCUUCAUUUCUGGACAGAUCUCUGACCGGUUUGGCAGGAAGCCUGUUCUGUUUGGUGCCAUCUUCACAAUGAGCCUCUUCAGCAGUGCCAUGGCCUUCUCGCCAUCCUGGCCCAUCUUCAUCGCACUCUUCUUCAUGCUGGGAAUGGGUCAAAUCACCAGCUACAUUGCUGCGUUUGUACUGGGUUCAGAGCUCUUUAUGGGUUCCACCAGAGUUAUCUUCUCCAGCCUCUGCUUGCCUUGUGUCUACGUGAUUGGUACGAUGCUGCUGCCUGUCACUGCGUACCUGAUGGGCAGCUGGAGACACCUGUCACUGACCAUGGCUGUGCCAGGCCUGGCAUGUCUCCCUUUCUGGUGGCUGAUUCCAGAGUCCCCUCGCUGGUUAGUAUCUCGUGGCCGAAUUCAGGAAGCAGAACUCCUGCUGAGGUCAGCUGCGCUCGAUAACCGUGUUGAAGCUCCAUAUGACAUCUUUAUCCCAGCCAACGUGGAAAAAGAAACAAGUGAAAAGGUAGAGUCUACCAGCAUCCUGGACCUGCUGAGGACAGCCAACAUUCGAAAUGUUUCAAUUAUGCUGUGGAUCAUCUGGUUUUCUUUAAAUGUAAGCUUUUUUGGAUUGUCCUUCAACAUGUCUGCUCUCUAUGGCAAUCCCUUCCUGAACUAUUUCCUGCUGUCGGCUGUGGAGCUCCCGGCUUACACUGCCAGCUGGUUGGCGGCACGCAGUCUUCCUCGCCGCCUGUCCUGUAUCAGCUUCACCCUGCUCGGGGCGCUAGCUCUGCUUCUCAUCCAGAUCACUCUGUACAGUAAUGCAGCUAUAACCCUGACCCUGGUGUUGCUGGGUAAAUUUGGGAUUCUGGCUGGCAUCGGGGUGUUGUACAUGUUCACCAGUGAGCUGUCUCCCACAGUCAUCAGGAACACAGCAAUGUCUUCUUGUGCCAUGUUCUCCAGAGUGGGCUCCUCUGUAUCCCCAUACCUGCUGCAGCUGGCUGUGUUCAAUCAGUUCCUGCCGUGGAUCAUAGUGGGUUGUCUGUCGCUGCUUAGCGUUCUGGUCUGCUUCUUCCUGCCCGAGACCUUCAAACAGCCGCUGAUCGACACCAUCGAGCAGAUGCCUCCCCUACAGCGGUUCAGAUGGCCAUGGGCCUCCAUGCCUCCUCCAAAGGAUGAUGGGAAAUUAACCAAAGACCAGACUACUGCACCUGAGAUCAUCUGCACAACUCGCCUAUAAGACUCAAAACACACCAGUAGAUAUCAUAAUGCACUACAGCCGACAUGUAAACUGCAGUUAACUUUCAAUGCAUACAGCAACCAGAGAUUGUUGUGCAGAAUGAACGAAAAAGAAAACUGUUGCAAACCUUUGUUGAAAAUACAGAUUUGCCAAAUGCUGGAUUUUCAGAAAAAUUAAGCCUUAACGUUAAAUGGACAUGUUGAUCAGUUCAUUGUACUCCAACUCAUGGUAUGUAACACUUGUGCAAUUGACAGUUUGUGGCAACCAGUCCCACCAUAAGUUGAACAAUAUAUAUAUUAUGAACAUGACUUUUAAAUGACAGUGAAUUUGAUUGUACAUCCUGUAAAGACUCCAGAGGACAAGAUGAAUGUUGCUCCUGUGGCAGCAGCAGCAGUAGCAUAGUUACAUUAAGAGAUUCAGAAUUGCUUUUAAAUACUUGAAUUUUUAUAAAGAAUGUUUUGUUUUUUGUUUCUUUCAUUACGACAAAGGUUGCAUAUAUAUUUUAUGCAAUGUAUGAAUUGAUACACAAAGCAAAGAAAAUCCAAAUCUCUUUUCUUUGUUGGGGACUUUGUGUUUUCAUGUUCAAUGUUAAUUGUUUUAUUAGAAAAUAAAUCUGAUCCUGAA
Messenger RNA from Eleginops maclovinus (Patagonian blennie), 2716 nucleotides. Its product is annotated as organic cation/carnitine transporter 2-like. Bases 377 to 2092 code for a protein of 571 amino acids. Gene Ontology annotation, cellular component: membrane. The transcript has 11 exons. Gene Ontology annotation, biological process: transmembrane transport; quaternary ammonium group transport. NCBI's taxonomy places the organism in Eukaryota, Metazoa, Chordata, Actinopteri, Perciformes, Eleginopidae. Gene Ontology annotation, molecular function: quaternary ammonium group transmembrane transporter activity. The record is from RefSeq and is a predicted model, not a curated record.